AUAAAGCUGAUUCAUAUUUCGCAUCAGAGACGCAGCAGCAGCGAGACUGCACAAUGUGAAAUUUAGAACGAACGCUCGAGCUUGGGUAAUCAAUGAGCUGGUACUGAGAAAGAGAGAAAUAGAAGAAAACUCCGUCCAAGUGAAAUAGAGAAUGAGAGAGAAUGAGAGAGAAAUUCCGGUGAGAAAAGCUUAGUAGAUAUUUCGUGACAAGAGGCGCAUGGCAAUUCUCGAUUCGUCUCAUCAGCAAAGACUCAAGUUAAAGUAAGCGUAUAACAAAUGCCUGUUGUUGGUGCUCGUUAAUCAAAAAUGUAAAUAUAUUUGAGUGAUCAAAAAUUAUCUAAGACAAAUAUUAUUGUGAAAUAUCCGAGGCCCUUGUUUAUAUUUUGAAUAUGAUGAAGGGACAAAUACAAGCAGCACGAGAAAGGUUAGGAGGUUUCAGCAAUAACAGUUACUAUUCUAGUUCGUCAGACCAUGUAUCUGACAUUCAACGUAUUGUUCCAAUCUCGCAUUAUGAAUUGCAAUUGGAUGAUCCUGCAGUUGCAACCGAAGUCGAUAAUAAAGUUAAAACUAAAUUACUCUCUAUAUGGAAUAAUGUUAAAUAUGGAUGGACUGUAAAAAUAAAGACAAAUUUUUCUAAAGAAUCUCCAGUAUGGUUGCUAGGACAAAGAUAUCCCAAACAAUUGGAAGAUACUUUAGAAAAGGCUUCGGAAGCUCUUUCUGGAUUAGGAACUGGAAGCGAAGUUUCCUUGGCAAUAGAUGCUGCCACUUACGAAGAAGGAAUCGAAGGGUUUAAAAGAGAUUUUGUUUCGCGGUUAUGGCUUACUUACAGAAGAGAAUUUCCUAAUUUAAGAGGUUCUACUUUCACUACUGAUUGUGGCUGGGGUUGUAUGUUACGAAGCGGUCAGAUGAUGAUGGCGCAAGCAUUAGUUUAUCAUUUUCUAGGGCGAGAUUGGAGGUGGAAUCCUGAUCAAACUGUUGAAACGGAUGAACAGAAAGACGAAGAGAUGAAACAUCGUAUGAUUAUAAAAUGGUUUGGAGAUCAACCUGGACCUCAUUCUCCUCUUUCUAUUCAUAAACUCGUAUCGCUCGGUGCACAAUCAGGAAAACAAAUAGGGGAUUGGUACGGGCCUGGAUCAGUUGCACAUAUUCUAAGCCAAGCAGUAAAAUCUGCCUCUGAGAUACACAGAGAGUUUAACAAUUUGUGUGUUUACGUUGCUCAAGAUUGUGCAGUCUAUUUGGACGAUGUGAAGAAGUUAUGCGAAACAUCAGAUGGAAUCUGGAGAUCUCUCGUAUUACUAGUACCAUUAAGACUUGGUACAGAUAAGUUAAAUCCAAUGUAUAUACCAUAUUUGACUAAGCUGUUGGAAUUAGAGUUUUGCAUUGGUAUCAUUGGUGGACGUCCUAGACAUUCGCUUUACUUCAUUGGUUAUCAGGAAGAUAAGCUGAUACAUUUAGAUCCUCAUUACUGUCAAGAAAGUGUUGAUAUGUCGAAAGAAAUGUUUUCCUUAUCAACAUUCCAUUGUACCUCGCCUAGAAAAAUGGUACUUUCCAAAAUGGAUCCCAGCUGUUGCAUCGGUUUUUACAUAUAUGAUAAAGACUCUUUUGACGAAUUUAUAACAAAGAUCGAAACCAUAUUUAUGACUCAAAGUCAGAAAGCGGAUUAUCCGAUGUUUUUAUUUUGCGAAGGAAGCGGGGAGGAGUUGCAAGAAAACAUAGAGGUUGGUGAAAAUCCAUUGCCCUCGACAUUGUUUGUACGACCUGGUGCAUUCGAAGAUCAUUAUGAGUUUGAGGAAUUUGAACUCAUUUGUAUAGGGAAUAAAAGUAAAUAGAAAAAGAAUCGCGAUGUACUUAUAAAUACUUGAAACGUAUUAAUUACACAAAGUACGUACUAUUUACUUAUUUACAUCAUACUAUUACUAUUACUACUACUACUACUUCUAUUGCUACUACUACUACUACUACUACUACUACUACUACAAUUACUACAACUACGUUCGACAAAUUUGUAAUUCUUUGUUAAUUCGUCCAAUAUUCUUAAGUGAGAAAUUCAACAAUAUUAGAGAUUACUUCGAAAUCUAACACACAUACCAUUGUGUCGUUAUUGCGUAGUUAAGUGUUAUUAAAAUUUAAAGGUAAAGUAAUGCGCGCUAACUAAGAAAAAACAACAUAGCGAAUUUUUUGAAGAAGAUCUCUCUCUCAUGAUGUACGUCUUACAAUUGCAGACUGAUGUCAAUGCGUUGACUAAAUUAUAUUUAAGUGUGUAAAAAAAAUGUGCAGAAAAGAUAGAAGUUUAAACCGACCAUCUAUUUCUGUGACGGUUAUUAAGAUACUUAUGUGUAAUGAUCUUUAAUAAGUAUUAAACGAAGGCACAAUUUUUUUACAUUUUGUUAUUUGAUCUCGAGAUCGUUGCUAUUUGUUUUUUUGUUUAU
Messenger RNA from Polistes canadensis, 2429 nucleotides. It is a transcript of the gene Atg4b, whose product is annotated as cysteine protease ATG4D. Gene Ontology annotation, molecular function: protein-phosphatidylethanolamide deconjugating activity. NCBI's taxonomy places the organism in Eukaryota, Metazoa, Arthropoda, Insecta, Hymenoptera, Vespidae. The transcript has 7 exons. Bases 390 to 1829 code for a protein of 479 amino acids. The record is from RefSeq and is a predicted model, not a curated record.